GUAAAUGUGCCCCAGGAUACUUCCGACUCAGUCAUAACUGCGAUGCCAUCAUUGACCGUCUCCUGGCGAGAAUUUGACAUUGCACUGACACCUCGCAUCAAGGCAGAGGGUCUUCCUUCACCAAAACGACAGAAACCAUACCAAGGGCAGCCUGUUGUCGACACUCUAUACGAGGUAUUCUUCAAAAACGCGAAGUCUAUUGGUUCGCAGUUUGCGCAACGCUUCGUUGACAUUGCGAAGAACAAGGCCAGUCGGCCAGAGGUUCCCAUCCCCAUGGUAGCAAUAGUCAGCACAGCUAUUCACGCUACUCUUAUUGCAAAGAAGAACAAGGCAGGUGACGACUUCAAGUUCACAGGCAACCAAUUCUGUGACAUCUAUACCUACCACGUGGCGUUGUUGGAGAAAAUCCGAAGGACCGCUCCCGUCAAGUUUCAUAAAAUGAUGGCCAAUAUCUACGAGGAGGUUCAAGGUUUCCGUCGUGACACAAUUGGUGUCUAUGACAAAGACACUGAUCUAGCACUCUUGGACCUCGAUGGCAUGGACGAUGAGUAGAAUAUCUCACUGACAUGCCGUAUUUUGCAGGAAUUCAAUGUAUCCUAUAAUCCUUGAUACCUCGCCGCUCGCUAUAUCUCACCAUUCACUAUGUUUUCCUCGUUUAGAUCGUACUUUACCGCUGCUGUAGCCUGAUACCCGAGUUU
Suillus subalutaceus is the source of this 698-nucleotide messenger RNA. RefSeq lists its product as uncharacterized. The record is from RefSeq and is a predicted model, not a curated record. Bases 43 to 552 code for a protein of 169 amino acids. Lineage: Eukaryota; Fungi; Basidiomycota; Agaricomycetes; Boletales; Suillaceae. The transcript is spliced from 4 exons.